Messenger RNA from Dictyostelium discoideum AX4, 3162 nucleotides. RefSeq names its product extracellular matrix protein ST310 (gene ecmB). The transcript is spliced from 4 exons. The coding region runs from base 1 to 3162 and encodes 1053 amino acids. NCBI's taxonomy places the organism in Eukaryota, Evosea, Eumycetozoa, Dictyosteliales, Dictyosteliaceae. The record is from RefSeq and is a predicted model, not a curated record.
AUGAAUAAAAUAUAUUUAAUAUUAAUUUUAUUCACUUUUGUUGGUAUAAUUUUAGCCAACGUUGAAAAAGCUGAAGUAUCAUGUACAUGUGAUGAAAAUUGUAAUGAUGGUAAUAAAUGCACUUUGGAUAAAUGUAAUAACGGUUGUUGCUCAAAUACACCAAUUAAUAUCAAUGAUAAUGAUGAAUGUACCGUAGAUACUUGUAAUCCAAAAACUGGUAUUUCUCACACCCCAGUAAACUGUGAUGAUGGUAAUUCAUGCACAGCUGAUAGUUGUUUAUGUGGUAAAGGUUGUCAACAUGUUCCAAUUGCAUGUGAUGAUAAUAAUGCAUGUACCGUAGAUUCUUGCUCAAAUUCUACAGGUUGUUGUCAUACACCACUUUCAUGUGACGAUAAUAACCCAUGUACUGUUGACUCAUGCUCAAACUCAACCGGUUGUUGUCAUACCCCAAUCAAUGUUGAUGAUCAUAACGCAUGUACUGAAGAUAAAUGUACUCAAUCAGGUGGUGUAACCCAUACUCCAAUUGCUUGUGACGAUAAAAAUGCCUGUACCGUAGACUCAUGUUCAAAUUCAACUGGUUGUUGUCACACCCCACUUUCAUGUGAUGAUAAUAAUGCAUGUACCGUAGAUUCUUGUUCAAAUUCAACUGGCUGUGUCCAUACCCCAAUCAAUGUCGAUGAUCAUAAUGCAUGUACUGAAGAUAAAUGUACCCAAUCAGGUGGUGUAACUCAUACUCCAAUUGCUUGUGAUGAUAAAAAUGCUUGUACCGCAGAUUCUUGUUCAAAUUCAACCGGUUGUUGCCACACCCCAAUUACAUGUGAUGAUAAUAAUGCAUGUACCGUAGAUUCCUGUUCAAAUUCAACUGGCUGUUGCCAUACUCCAAUCAAUGUCGAUGAUAACAACGCAUGUACUGAAGAUAAAUGUACUCAAUCAGGUGGUGUAACUCAUACUCCAAUUGCUUGUGAUGAUAAAAAUGCCUGUACCGUAGACUCAUGUUCAAAUUCAACUGGUUGUGUCCACACCCCACUUGCCUGUGAUGAUAAAAAUCCAUGCACAGUAGACUCAUGUUCAAACUCAACUGGCUGUUGCCAUACUCCAAUCAAUGUCGAUGAUAACAAUGCAUGUACUGAAGAUAAAUGUACUCAAUCAGGUGGCGUAACCCAUACUCCAAUUAAUUGCGAUGAUAACAAUAAAUGUACCGUAGAUUCAUGUUCAAACUCAACCGGCUGUUGCCAUACCCCAAUGUCUUGUGACGAUAAUAACCCAUGUACUGUUGACUCAUGUUCAAAUUCAACCGGCUGUGUCCAUACCCCAAUCAAUGUCGAUGAUAAUAACGCAUGUACUGAAGAUAAAUGUACUCAAAAUGGUGGUGUAACUCAUACUCCAAUUGCUUGUGACGAUAAAAAUGCUUGUACCGUAGACUCAUGUUCAAAUUCAACUGGUUGUUGUCACACCCCAUUGAAAUGUGAUGAUAAUAAUGCAUGUACAGUAGAUUCUUGUUCAAACUCAACUGGUUGUGUCCAUACUCCAAUCAAUGUCGAUGAUAAUAACGCUUGUACUGAAGAUAAAUGUACCCAAUCAGGUGGUGUAACUCAUACUCCAAUUUCAUGUGAUGAUAAAAAUCCAUGUACCAUUGAUUCAUGUUCAAAUUCAACCGGUUGUGUCCAUACCCCAAUGUCUUGUGAUGAUAGAAACCCAUGUACUUCAGAUUUUUGCUCAUGGGAAAAAGGAUGUCAACAUGUUGCACUCUCAUGUAAUGAUUUCAACGCAUGUACAAUGGAUUCAUGUUCCAAUUCAACUGGUUGCACUCAUACCCCAAUUGCCUGUGAUGAUAAAAAUGCAUGUACCGUAGACUCAUGUUCAAACUCAACUGGUUGUGUCCAUACCCCACUUACAUGUGAUGAUAAUAACCCAUGUACUGUUGACUCAUGUUCAAACUCAACCGGAUGUUGCCAUACCCCAAUCAAUGUUGAUGAUCAUAAUGCUUGCACUGAAGAUAAAUGUACUCAAUCAGGUGGUGUAACUCAUACUCCAAUUGCUUGUGACGAUAAAAAUGCUUGUACCGUAGACUCAUGUUCAAAUUCAACUGGUUGUUGUCACACCCCACUUUCAUGUGAUGAUAAUAAUGCAUGUACCGUAGAUUCCUGUUCAAACUCAACUGGCUGUGUCCAUACCCCAAUCAAUGUCGAUGAUAAUAAUGCAUGUACUGAAGAUAAAUGUACUCAAAAUGGUGGUGUAACUCAUACUCCAAUUGCUUGUGACGAUAAAAAUGCUUGUACUGUAGAUUCAUGCUCAAAUUCAACUGGUUGUUGUCAUACCCCAUUGAAAUGUGAUGAUAAUAACCCAUGUACCGUAGAUUCAUGUUCAAACUCAACUGGUUGUGUCCAUACCCCAAUGAAUGUUGAUGAUAAUAAUGCCUGUACUGAAGAUAAAUGUACUCAAAAUGGUGGUGUUACUCAUACUCCAAUUCGUUGUGAUGAUUUAAAUUCAUGUACUGCUGAUUCAUGUUCAAAUUCAACCGGUUGUGUCCACACUCCAAUUAAUUGCGAUGAUAAUAAUAAAUGUACUGCUGACUCAUGUUCAAACUCAACUGGCUGUUGUCACACCCCAAUUUCAUGUGAUGAUAAUAAUCCAUGUACCGUAGAUUCCUGUUCAAAUUCAACUGGUUGUUGUCACACUCCAAUCAAUGUUGAUGAUAAUAAUCCAUGUACCGAAGAUAAAUGUACUCAAUCAGGUGGUGUAACUCAUACUCCAAUUGGAUGUAAUGAUAAUAAUGCAUGUACUGUAGAUUCAUGUUCAAAUUCAACUGGUUGUACUCAUACACCAAUGAAAUGUGAUGAUAAUAAUCCAUGUACAAUUGACUCAUGUUCAAAUUCAACUGGUUGUGUCCAUACCCCAAUGAAUUGCGACGAUGGUAACUUCUGUACUCUUGAUUCAUGUUGUUCAACUGGUUGUACUCAUACACCAAUUAUUAUUGAUGACAAUAACCCAUGUACAGUCGACUCUUGUUGCAAUUCAACCGGUGUCGUCCAUACUCCAGUGGAUUGUAAUGAUAACAAUGUCCUUACUUGUGAUUACUGCAGUAUCAAACAAGGUGGUAAAUGUAUUCAUGUUCCAAUGACCCAAUGCAAAACAUUUGGAAAAUGUGGCGAUGAUUUAUAA